CCGUUCUGGCCGCCGGGGGCCGGGACUUAUCCCUGCCCGCAAGGCCACGCCCGGUUUCCCGGCACCCCCCCAGCGCGGCCUCGGUCUUUCCUGCUGGCCUCUGGCCGCCGCCAUAGACUGUCCGCCCGGCCUGCUCAGAUCUGAAGGGUGUGAAGCAACCAGAGAGUUUCAGGCUGUUUCCCAGGAAGUCUUGCAGACGCCUUGGAGAUGUUCACAAGGAAGCAAGUAAAGCGACUUCUGCAGAGGAUACCCGGAAAACAGCGCUUUGGUGUCUAUAGGUUUCUUCCGUUCUUCUUUGUUCUGGGAGGCGCAAUGGAGUUGUUUAUGAUCAAAGUCCGAGUUGGCCAAGAGACCUUCUAUGAUGUAUAUCGAAGAAAACAAUCAGAGAGACAAUACCAGAGGAGGCUGGAAGAACAAUCUUGAGAAGCAUGAAUGAUGGAGCUUUAGUUUUCAACAAAAUAAGUAGCCUAAACUAUCAAUCAAAUGUGAAUGGGAAAUGCUGUCCCUUGUGGGUGCUCCAAGAUGUUAGAAGCCCGUUCACUGGUGCCCUCUUGUGGCCAGAUCCUGGAUCCUUCACCUCCUGCCCAAAACCUCUGUGAAGGGUUUUCUGGCUAGGUAUUUUCAUAGUUAGUAUUUCUAAUGUAGUAUGAGGUUUCUUCAGGAAGACUUUCAGAGGAGACUGAAUGAGAUGAAUAUGUUUUAAGUCAUCAGUAAUAAUUUUAAAGUACUGCCUUUUGCUGAAAUCUUAAAUAAAUUAAAUCAUGAACAAGCAUGAU
Molecule: messenger RNA, 776 nt
Organism: Dromiciops gliroides (monito del monte)
Lineage: Eukaryota; Metazoa; Chordata; Mammalia; Microbiotheria; Microbiotheriidae
Gene: SMIM4
Product: small integral membrane protein 4
Exons: 4
Coding region: 208-423 (71 amino acids)
Source: RefSeq, a predicted model, not a curated record